This is a messenger RNA of Magnolia sinica, 900 nucleotides long. RefSeq names its product ubiquitin-conjugating enzyme E2 1-like. The transcript has 6 exons. NCBI's taxonomy places the organism in Eukaryota, Viridiplantae, Streptophyta, Magnoliopsida, Magnoliales, Magnoliaceae. The coding region runs from base 250 to 717 and encodes 155 amino acids. The record is from RefSeq and is a predicted model, not a curated record.
AUAAAAGUAAAAAAAUAAGUAAAAGAGUGAUUUCAUAUUGUCCAGAGCCUCUCGCUUUCGUUCCGUAUUUCUCUCUUUCUUUUUCUCUUCCUCAUUUCUUCCAUUUCUUUGAUUUUCUUGAUUCAAAUUCUAGCAAUUUCUUUGGUGUAUAGGGCGAUUUGGUUUCUGGGCUCUCUCUCUCUCUCUCUCUCUCUCUCUCUCUCUCUCUGCAUUUGAUUGUAUUGAAUUUGAAGGAUUUGAGAUUGGAUCAUGUCGUCGUCAUCAUCUGCGCAGCUUCGGCUGAUGUCCGAUCUCAAAGCGAUAACAAAUGAACCUCCUGAGGGGUGCAGCGCGAGCCCAUUCGCUGAAGAAAAUCUGUUUGUGUGGAGUGCGAUGAUAUUCGGUCCCGACGAAACGCCUUGGGAGGGUGGUGUGUUCGGGUUGCGGUUGAUUUUUGGGGAUAAUUAUCCGGGGAAGCCCCCUCGCGUCCGAUUCACAUCGGAGGUUUUUCAUCCCAACGUUUAUCACGAUGGGGCACUCUGCAUGGACAUCAUUCAGGAUGCAUGGUCACCAUGUCACAAUGUUUGUACUAUUUUGACAUCAAUUCAGUCACUACUCACUGACCCAAACCCGGCAAGUCCUGCGAAUCCCGAGGCCGCUCAACUCUACCAACAUGACAUUCAGGCUUAUAACAGGAGAGUCCGACGAUGUGCUCGCAAGUCUAUCGAAUGUUUGUAGCUUCUGGGGUCCAUCCUUGUCGAUCCAUUGAGUCGACCACUUCUCGGUAUCUUUAAUCACCUUACAUUCUUUUCUUUUUUCAAUGUUGUGUAGAUAGAUGAUUGUUGUUGUUCAGGUAGUGGGGAAAAAAAAGCCAAAUUGCACAUUUUUUGCAAUAAUACAUGAGACCAACUUCUCUGUGUA